AUGAAAGAGGCGUACGCGUACGUCAUAUAUACUUUAUCAACUGUGAUUUUGGUCAACACCGUACAAUGUUACCUCAUCGAGAAGUAUUCUUUAUUCAUGCCGAAUGUGACCCCGAACGUGCCGGAGUUGUACCUUUGUACUCCGAUCAAGAUCGACUCUUCCAAGGAAUAUUAUAUCGUGGGUUUCGAGCCAAAUGCUACGAUGUCCACUGCACAUCACAUGAUUCUUUAUGGUUGUACUAAGCCUGGGACCUCGAGAGAGGUGUGGAACUGCGGAGAAAUGGCACGGAGCAAGCAUAGCUUUGGAGAGACUGCGAGUCCAUGUGCGGAAGGAUCGGAGAUUCUGUAUGCUUGGGCAAGGGAUGCCCCGAGGCUGAAUCUUCCGGAUGGCGUAGGUUUCAAAGUCGGUGGCAAAUCUCAGAUUAAGUACUUGGUGCUGCAAGUUCACUAUGCGCACAUAGAACGCUUUAAAGAUGGGAGUACCGAUGAUUCCGGGGUAUUUCUGCAUUACACGACGCAUCCUCUUAGCAAAUUAGCUGGAGUGCUCCUGCUCGGCACGUCAGGUCUUAUUCCACCGCAUCAAGUCGAGUAUAUGGAGUCCGCCUGCAUGAUGAAAGAGAACAAAACUAUUUAUCCAUUCGCGUACAGAGUUCACACUCACUCGUUGGGGAAAAUAGUGUCUGGGUAUAUAAUUAAACCUGGCAAUCAAUGGAUCGAACUUGGAAAAAGGGAUCCUCUGGAACCACAGAUGUUUUACCCAGUGCAUAAUAAGGUUGCGGGCAAAAUGGGCGAUAUAUUUGCAGCACGGUGCACCAUGGAAAGCAACCGUCCGACCAUGACCUAUGUGGGAGCUACGAAUCAAGAUGAAAUGUGCAACUUUUAUCUUUUAUACUAUGUCGACCACGAAGAGCCAUUGGAAAUGAAGUACUGUUUUACCAGAGGUCCUCCAUCGUAUUACUGGACCGACGCAGGUCUCUUUAAUAUUCCUGACAGGGAAGCCUCUACUUUAUAAUACGUACCAUCCAUGUUCAGAGAAUCUUUCAACAAUUAAUUUUGUUUAGAUUGUUUAACAGAAACGAAAUGACGUAUGAUUAGAUUACAGCUCGAAGUGGCAUAUAGCAGAUUCACACAAAAAAAAAUUAGUCUGUGAUGGAUAUCGAGGCGAUUUAAUGAAAGUGAGAAAAGCUAUUAUAACUCGGAGGGAACAUUUUACUGAAUCUGGAAAAGUAUAUUACGGAUUAUUGUAUUUUUCCUCUAUACUCUUCCUUGUUCAUUGCUUUGAAAAAUUCUUUAUUAUCGGAGAAAGGAUAUAUAUCACUUUUGGGAUUUUACAGCCCAGAACUUGUUCCGAUCUCUUAAUAACAGACUUGGGGAUCUGAUGUCAAAGCUUUUCCAAAUCUCUAAGAGCUUCUUCCUAAUUUCUAAAAGAGAUGUUCCUUGAAAUCGAGCUGUACCUUGUAUCUGACUAUUUUAACGUGAGGUCAUUGUCGAGAUUUCUUAGAGUGCUUUAGUGAGAAAACGAUUAAGUUAUUGCUGUUUUAUAUUUAGCUUCCCUUGGAUACUAUUUACAAUUUUAGUCGUCGUGUCGAAAGUUUGCAAAGUCGGUCCCCUUUUAUUUCCCUUAGCUAAUGUACUUACCCCCAUUCUUUGCGACUCUUUGAACACGAUGAAAGUGACACGGAAUGAAGUAUUAUUAAAAAGAAGUAGUACCUAUAGAAACUCGACCAAGCUGAGAAAUGCGAGAACCAAAUCGCGUACUAAUGACAUGGUGUUUAGCUUAAGAUAAUGCGAUAGUAUUGCUUUACCGAUUAUUAACUAAAUUUAAUAUAACUUAAGGGUGAAAAAAAAAAAUCAAUUUUCCCACAUAUGAAUUUUUAUCGUCAAUACACAUGUGUAUAUUUUUUUUAAUUAGCGUAACUUUUGCAAGUUUGCAAGUGCUUCAGAGAUUAAAAUUAUUCGGUGCAUUAAUUAUUAAUUAUGGAGAAGUGGAAUAUUUAAUGAGAGUCGGUGAAGCAAUCCUUUCGCAGGACCUUUAUGCCCACCGCAACCUAUUCUACGUAAGGACUAAUUUAAGUUACAGGGUACUUAGUUAAUUGUGAUUUUUCUAGUGCAAUAUUUCGCCCAGCCGCGUGAUACGUACUUAGCAUCGUUAACAGUACAACAUUAUUUAUAAUACCUUACGAGAUAAUUUAACGAGGACACGUACCGGUGCACCGAGCCUAAAUCAACGAUUCUCCCGAUAAUUUUAUUUCACUCCGUCGACGAUCAAGUGACCUGCAUUUUGUACACUAAUUACCUCAGGACUUUUAGUGAUACCGACCAUAUUCAUUCCAGUAGUUUUAAUGAUUCCAGUAACUUUAAGUCGAGCGAUUAUCUCUGAGCGUAGAUUCUUCGACGGUUCCUAAUUAAUGUGUUUAAAUUAAUCAUACCGUAAAACUUACCGACUCGAUAAGUUUUUUUUUUUCACCUGUGAGCGGAACUCGAUUAAUCUCCGAUUAACGUUCACCCGACAAUUUUGGAAUUACUCAGUAUAUAAAAAUGUUUCGAUAUACACACGUUUUUAAUAUUGGCAUGAAAAUAGUUUUACGAAAUGCAAGAGACUUUGAUUGUAAAAAAUGGAUUAAUUGUAGAGAAAGAAAAAAAAAUGGAGUUUUUUCUCAUCUCUCUAUAAGGUACCGUUAAUUAUGCGUAUUAUAUAAUAUAUAUAUAUAUAACAAGUUCUGUUUGUGCGUCUCGAGAAUUUAUAUACAUAUAUAUGUAUACAGAAAGAUACAUGUUUUAAUCCGGUGCUGUCGAUAUCUUGUAAAUGUGCGUUCCUAUCGUGACAAUUCGCGUCGUUGAAGCAGAUAAAAGAGAUAUAUACAUGUAACGACAUACGAUUACGUAAAUUAAUCGAAUCGUCCAAUUCCCAAGUGAACCAAUCCGCUCUGGGAGUUUUAAUCUCGCAGUAAUCGUGUAUAGAAAUUUGCUAUCAUAUCGUAGAUGUCAUCCGAGAUGUAUGAGAUAUUUUGACGAGCCGAAGAGGAUUGUCCUCAUAUUUUCGAAACUCUAGGGGGAUCUUACCAGAAACCUGGUCUGUCACGCACGUGUUGAGAAACUGUCACUAUGUGUGUGUACUAAAUAUUAAAUAAAAGCACUUAUACACUA
Messenger RNA from Orussus abietinus, 3146 nucleotides. It is a transcript of the gene Phm, whose product is annotated as peptidylglycine alpha-hydroxylating monooxygenase. The record is from RefSeq and is a predicted model, not a curated record. Lineage: Eukaryota; Metazoa; Arthropoda; Insecta; Hymenoptera; Orussidae. The transcript has 3 exons. The coding region runs from base 1 to 1011 and encodes 336 amino acids. Gene Ontology annotation, cellular component: extracellular region; membrane. Gene Ontology annotation, biological process: peptide metabolic process. Gene Ontology annotation, molecular function: copper ion binding; oxidoreductase activity, acting on paired donors, with incorporation or reduction of molecular oxygen, reduced ascorbate as one donor, and incorporation of one atom of oxygen.